Cuscuta campestris is the source of this 1422-nucleotide messenger RNA. The record is from the annotation of a GenBank genome assembly. Lineage: Eukaryota; Viridiplantae; Streptophyta; Magnoliopsida; Solanales; Convolvulaceae.
UACAUUAUGUCAUUCGAUAUUUUAGCCAAUCGAGUUGAAGGAAAUAAUAAAAGUAUCAAAAGUGUCCAAGCCCAAAAUAAAUUCUAGCUCUAAUGCACAUUUCCUAAAUUCCCGUUUUCCCAUUUUUCCAAGUCCAUUUCGUUUCUCACAAUUAGCCCAAUUUCGAUUGGACCCGGAUUUUGUUCAGUGGGAGCGGGUCAGGUCGGUCUAAAAUAUCAUCCCGUCUUCUGAUUUUGAAACUUCCGAAUCUCCGCCAUGGCUACCAAGCUUGUGACGAGGCGUCACCAAACGCUAAUCAACCUCUUCCAGACUAGACUUCACCGUAUGGGAAACGCUAUGUCUACUCAUUCUCCUCCAUUCACAAGAUCCCAGUCCCUCCUUCAGUCGCGGCGUUAUUCAGAAACUUCUCAGGAAACGAAAAUCGAUCCUUCAUCGGCCUCAUCCAAUGCUAGAUCUGUUUCCAGCUCUCUCAAUGAAUCUGAACUUGCCAAGUUCUCCGCCAUUGCUGAAACCUGGUGGGACUCGGAAGGGCCAUUUAAGCCACUGCAUAAGAUGAAUCCCACAAGACUUGCUUUUAUCAGGUCCACACUUUGUCGACAUUUCGGGAAGGAUCCUUAUUCUCCCAAACCUUUUGAAGGACUCAAAUUUGUGGAUGUUGGAUGUGGAGGUGGGAUUUUAUCUGAGCCUCUUGCUCGAAUGGGGGCUACUGUAAUGGGAAUUGAUGCUGUUGAUAAGAACAUCAAGAUUGCACGCCUCCAUGCGGAUUUGGAUCCAACAACUUCAUCAAUUGACUAUCGUUGCACAACCGCUGUCAAACCACCCAAGUGUGUAUAUCUUCAGAAGGUGAUGUAAUUGCCAAUUAUGUGGCCAGAAAAUUUGGUUGAAGAACAGAUGCAGUUUGAUGCUGUAAUUGCUCUAGAGGUGAUAGAACAUGUAGCUGAUCCUGCUGACUUUUGCAAAUCCUUAUCAGAGUUGACAGUUGAUAGUGGUGCUACAGUGAUAUCAACAAUUAAUCGUACAAUGAGGGCUUAUGCAACUGCCAUAGUUGCAGCUGAGUAUAUCUUACAUUGGCUUCCUAAAGGUACUCAUCAGUGGUCAAGCUUUCUUACACCAGAAGAACUGGUUCUUAUUCUUCAGCGCUGCUCUAUAUCGGUCCAAGAGAUGGGUGGCUUUACGUACAACCCUCUAACAGAGCGUUGGUCAAUAUCGGAUGAUAUCGGUGUGAAUUUUAUCGUAUGUGGCACCAAAAACCCUCUCAAAAAUAUAGAGAAGAAAAUCCAAAUUGUGUAGUUGAAACUGUGAAAGGGAAAAGUAACCUUUAUUUAGUGAGGUAUAUAAUGAUAAUUUUGCAGGAUUUGUUGAAACCUCUUGUGGUGUUCAACUUGUGUGUUACUCUCAUCUUGGAUGUUGUUCCUGUGAUUU